CUAAAACAAACAACGAACAUAACGGAUAAGUGUUAUCCUCAUCUUCAUCUUCUAACUCACCAAGAAAGAAAAAGCAAAUAGAGUUUGGUAUCACUAUGAACAUUGCCACUUAUUAUCAUCGCUCAAACUUCAUCUUAAAUCCUCACAUAGACAAGACUUUAUCGGGGUCUCGACAAGCAAGAUCAAAUAAUAUUACAUUCAUGACAAGAGCACAAGGAAGAAGAAGAAGAUUGUGUUUGGUAAGAGCAAGUGCUGACGCCGGAGAAGAAGAAUCCGGUGAUCAAAGCAAGCCUGCAGAGAGAAGAAGUUUUUUGAGCUUAGCAGAAGCUGGUCUUGUCGAAAUCUCGGGCCUUGGUGCGCACGAGAAGUUUCUUUGUCGACUAACGAUAUCGUCGUUGAACUUACUAAGAGUGAUAUCGGAGCAAGAAGGAUGUACAAUAGAAGAGUUGAAUGCAGGCAAAGUAUGUGAUUGGUUCCUCAAGGACAAACUCAAGAGAGAGCAUAACAUUGAGUCUGCUGUUCUUCAAUGGGAUGAUCCCGAUUUCCCAUUCUGAUUAUUCUUAUUUAUUAUAUUACAUUUAUAAAAAAGGGUAUGGUUUUUGAAGAAACAGAGAUUCCAAAGUUUUCUAUUCUGUCCCUUAUGACUUGAUUUACAAAAACAUAUAUACUCGAGAGAGCAGAUCCAUACGAAUCAUAUCUAUACAUACAAGGAAAGCUAUAUUAACUUUGCU
Messenger RNA from Camelina sativa (false flax), 731 nucleotides. RefSeq lists its product as uncharacterized. NCBI's taxonomy places the organism in Eukaryota, Viridiplantae, Streptophyta, Magnoliopsida, Brassicales, Brassicaceae. The record is from RefSeq and is a predicted model, not a curated record.